Molecule: messenger RNA, 1123 nt
Organism: Exophiala mesophila
Lineage: Eukaryota; Fungi; Ascomycota; Eurotiomycetes; Chaetothyriales; Herpotrichiellaceae
Exons: 2
Coding region: 172-708 (178 amino acids)
Biological process (GO): protein N-linked glycosylation
Cellular component (GO): membrane; oligosaccharyltransferase complex
Source: RefSeq, a predicted model, not a curated record
CUAACGUAGGCGAACAUCUGGCAUCAAAUCCAUGAUCCAUCGGCCUCCACAACAACCAGACGAAGCUCAAGCAGCAGAAGAGCGCAAUCCCGAUCACGCCAUCGUCUGAUUCAGGCUGCAGUCACCCUGCCUCAUCCUGGGAACUGAGAUUGCUAGAACGACAACGAUACCAUGGCGAAGAAAGUCACACCAGGGCCGAAGCCUGCACCGGCAACUCCAACCAAAGUUCCAGCUGCCGCAGGUUCAACAUUACCACCCUCGGUGACCCCAGCAAAGGUCCAGACACAAUCAACGCUUUCACCUCGAUCGUCUCCCCAGGAGAUCAUUGUUCACGUAUGGAACAAAUAUGUUCAAGACACCCCCUCACGGACAAUUCUCCUUGAUGUCUUUAUGGCAUGGUUAGUAGUAGUUGGAGCAGUCCAGUUCCUGUACUGCAUUCUGGCUGGAAAUUAUCCCUUUAAUGCAUUUCUAUCCGGUUUCUCCGCCGCCGUAGGGCAAUUCGUCCUCACUGCCUCUCUCCGAAUGCAGACCUCCGAAAGACCCCCGGCGGACGCUUCACUGGUAGCGAAGAAGACCACGGCAAAGACCAUUGAUGGAGUCACGGGAGAGAUCAUCGAAGAUACCAGGGUCAGCACCGAACGGGCCUUUGCGGAUUUCGUCUUUGGUAGUCUGAUCCUACACGGGUUCUGCGUCAACUUCAUCAACUAGUUACGCUUGAAUGAAAAUGUACAACAUAGAACGAGGGAGAUAGACCAAAAGCAGGCCCUACCCAGGCGGGUUUUGGGUGUUGAUUCGGUGAGGAUGCCAUGUAUUCAUGCAUCUUGAUUGGCAUAGCUUGCCCUCGGACCCUCUUAGGCAUCAUGCAACGGUGCAAUGCAAGGGACGUUAGAAGUCCUGGACGCAAAGGAGCACCAGUUACGCAGAUCAGUUAUUGCAUUUCCAUGGGCUCAACCAAUGUCGAGCAAAAAGUUUUUAAGACAUACAUGACGGAGUUGCAUCUUGCUGGACAAUUAUUAGAGGGGCCAGGCCUGAAAAUCAUGUUCUCUUAAAUCACUCUACAGUCGUGGAAAUCAACCCAUUUACGGCCAAAUCUGAUCUAAGCUUUGGUCUUACUUCCAUCACA